Aspergillus calidoustus is the source of this 825-nucleotide messenger RNA. NCBI's taxonomy places the organism in Eukaryota, Fungi, Ascomycota, Eurotiomycetes, Eurotiales, Aspergillaceae. The record is from the annotation of a GenBank genome assembly.
AUGACCAGAACACUUCUCAUCCUCUCCAUCAUCCCAUCAGUAGCCCUCACGCACAAGCGCAUCAUCGGCGGCUCCGAAGUCGCCAUCGAAGACUUCCCGUACCAAGUCAACAUCCUGGUCUACGGCACCUUCGCCGGCGGCGGCAGCAUCAUCGACGAAACCCACAUCCUCACAGCCGCCCACUGCGUCUCGGGCUCUCCAACUGAUGCAUAUACAGUGCACGCCGGGUCCGCCCUCUGGGCCUCUGGCGGGAUGAAAGUGAACGUCUCCAGUAUCACAAAACACCCGGAGUACGGGAAGCCGAUUGCCCUGGAGAACGACAUUGCGAUAGUCACGCUGGCUGAGAGUCUCACGUUCGGACCGUACAUGCAGCCUAUAUCCCUUCCCCGCUUGCAUGCGUCAGAUUCGGAUUCUUCCUCCGCCCUCGUUGCCGGUCAAGAAAUCGUCGUCUCGGGGUGGGGGGACACAGGCGAAGGCAGGGGCAUGUCGUCGACGCUCCACGCCGUGACUGAGGAAAUCAUUGAGCGGGGAAAGUGUGCAGCGGCGUACGGGAGAGAUAAUCUUCGCAUUACGGAUGGGAUGUUCUGUGCUGGGGCGCCCGGCGGUGGGAAGGGUGCGUGUCAGGGUGAUAGUGGUGGUCCUGCCGUGGCUGAUGGGAUUCUCGUUGGAAUUGUCUCGUGGGGGUACUGGUGCGGUAGGCAGGGCUAUCCAAGUGUGUUUUCGAGGGUUGCUUAUUAUCGGGAUUGGAUCACGCAGGUUAUUGGGAUCUGAGACCGGCUUUAGGAGAGAUUUUUGGCCAGCUCUAUCGGGUGGGGUCGGCCGGGG